AUGAAGCUGGACGAUGCCUUAUGGGCAUACAAGAUCGCCUAUAAGACACCUAUAGGCAUAUCCCCGUAUGCACUGGUGUUUGGAAAGGCAUGCCAUUUACCGCUUGAGUUGGAGCAUAAAGCAAUGUGGGCAGUGAAAAAGCUCAAUUUUGACUUAAAGGCUGCAGGGCAAGCAAGGAAACUUCAGUUGGUCGAGCUUGAUGAAUGGAGAACUCAUGCAUAUGAGAAUGCCAAAAUAUACAUGGAGCGCGCAAAACAUUGGCAUGACAAACAACUAUGCGAGAAGAAUCUCCAAGUCGAACAUAACGUCUUGUUGUACAAUUCUCGGACUCCUUCCCAACAAGUUAAAAUCAUGAUGGUCUGGUCCUUUCAUAAUUAG
Messenger RNA from Benincasa hispida (wax gourd), 378 nucleotides. The record is from RefSeq and is a predicted model, not a curated record. NCBI's taxonomy places the organism in Eukaryota, Viridiplantae, Streptophyta, Magnoliopsida, Cucurbitales, Cucurbitaceae.